UUUGCAACAUUAUUGCGAACUAAAUGCCCCAGUUAGAACUUAUCUGCUAAAUGUCAACAUGGAAUUGCAAAUCAGUGUUGUUUUUUGUGGGUCACUUUUUCGGUAGUCUGCAAACAGUUUGAUGACUUCCGAGGAUGAACAAGGGGCUGUUUCAUGGGCUGUUUUCUUGCAAACUGGAAAUGUUAGCUAGCUGAGUCGAGGUUAACGGACUUCUUAUGUUAAGAAACUGAACGAUAACCUUUCAUAGGCGUUAGUGAAAAAUAUGACCCAACUCAAAUCAUUAUAUUUAAUAUAUAGGUGUCUUACCAAAUGGUUGUAGAGGUAGAAAGUUUUUUUGGGGUGUACAUGUUGUUCUGUACUAACCCCAAAUUUAAGGGUCGUAUCUAUAUCGGCUUCACGGUAAACCCAGAGCGAAGGAUAGGACAACAUAACGCUGGUCGACAAAAAGGUGGAGCGAAAAGAACUAGCGGCAAGGGACCAUGGGAAAUGGUUCUCAUCAUCCACGGAUUUCCAUCAGACAUUGCAGCUUUGAGGUUUGAGUGGGCAUGGCAGCACCCUCACUACUCGCGUCGGCUGGCGCAUGUGGCACGGCGCGUGCGGCGCGAGUCUAGCCUGCAGUUCCACUGGCGCGUGGCGUCCCACAUGCUGCAGGUGGCACCAUGGAGCCGGCUGCCGCUCACCGUGCGCUGGCUUCGGCCGGAGUACCAUCUCAACUUCGCGCCGGCGCUCUGGCCACCCGCGCACAUGCCCGUGGCCUUUGGGGGGGUGCGGGCCAAGAAGAAGCGCCCGGCUGCAGAGGCGGCAUGCCAGGAGCAAGAAGUGGAGGAAGAGGAUGGAGUGAAGGAAUGCUGCAAGCUCUGUCUGAAAACUGUGAAGUCUGCAGAUAAAUUGUCCUGCUUCCUGCCAUCAUGUGACACAGUGUGUCAUCUGAUUUGCCUGGCCCGGCACUUCCUCAAAUCUGAGCCGGGCCACCUGCUACCAGUAGAGGGCAGAUGUCCCGGCUGCAACUGCUCAGUGCUCUGGGGGAACCUCAUUCGUCACAAAAACGGUUGUUACGGUGACCUGGAAGAAACGGCCACAGUUCCAUCCUCCCAGAGUCAUUGCGCUGCUGAACUGCAACUAUGACCAGUGACCGCGUAUCAGCAAUAUUUAUGGAAGUUCCUGCCAUGUGAUUACUCAUCAAAGACCACAGACCUCUAUUGAGCAGCUAAAAGGGUUGGGUUUGGAAACUGUUGUGGUUGUUCUUUUGUCUCGUGUGUGUGACCUUGUGAUUUCUUGGCAAAGCUCCAGUCAUAAAAAAACUUUAACACGUUUGCUGCUAGGAACCACAGCAACGCAUUACUGCUAACGUGGAAGAACACACAGAGCAUCAAAGAUCAGUGUGGAGAAAUAGACAGAGCACAAGGGCUUUAUAAACUUAACCAUGAAUGUCUACAUCAGUACAAUUUUGUAUGGUAUUUAAGUAUAUUUAAAUUUUGUAAUAAAGCUUUGUGUAAUGAA
Molecule: messenger RNA, 1500 nt
Organism: Clupea harengus (Atlantic herring)
Lineage: Eukaryota; Metazoa; Chordata; Actinopteri; Clupeiformes; Clupeidae
Gene: slx1b
Product: structure-specific endonuclease subunit SLX1B
Biological process (GO): double-strand break repair via homologous recombination
Cellular component (GO): Slx1-Slx4 complex
Molecular function (GO): 5'-flap endonuclease activity; crossover junction DNA endonuclease activity
Source: RefSeq, a predicted model, not a curated record